AUGAGCGGACUGGUGAAACAGAAGGAGUACGACUGGAAACACUCAAAUAUUGCAAAUAUUGGAAGCAACCAAGACAUACUGGUAAGUUCGUAUUUUUCAAAAUCAGACAUCAUUGAAGGUACCGGUCAAGUGUUCUGCAUCUUGGUGAAUGUUUUGCAAUGGUAGAAAAAAACAUUUUUUUAGGCGAGAAAGAAUGCUGCCUCAUCCGAGCCAGCCUGGAGCGAAACAAAGAAAAUGCAAGAGAAUGGACUGAAAAUUUGGAGGAUCGAAAAGUUUGAGGUAAAAAAGUUGUUAGAUUUAUUUUGAAACACCUGUCAAUUGAAAAGAGAUAAGCUUGAUAGGGGGCCUGACCUCGAAUGCGAUGAUCCCUUUUAAAGGAUGGUUGUGUCGUUCUUUGUACAGGCAAAGAUGUAUUCUAAAAAAUCUGACUUUCUGCAGCAAACAAAAAAUUUUAAACUUAUUUGAUCAGUAGACCGAUUAAUAUUCGUGAAUCAGAAAGAGACAUUUGCACGAUAAAAAGUUCUUCAUGAGUUGGCGUCCUAAGGCUUUUUUUCUUGACGUAAGGACAUGCGACACAGAAUACUUAAAAAUAAUUCAUGGUGAUAAAUAAAGUCCAAACUGUGACAAUGAAAGAUAAAAAAUAAAAACUUCACAGAUUGGGGAAGCAUUUCCUCUGUCAAAGUUUAAGACACGUUUCUGCUCUUAGACUUUGGUAAUAUAGCUCUAAUCUCACACAUCUAACUUCAGGCAAACUUGAAACGUCAUCUUUUCUUAAUAGUUCGUACACUCAUUCAUUAGUUCUUGGCCCGUUUUAACAAAAAAAUAGAGCUUUCACGUUUCUGGAUCACUAUCGCUCUUUAAUCUUAAAAAAGAUUAUAAUAUAAACACAAUGUUUGAAUUUUGUGGUCUUGACGAAAAUAAAGGCUAACUCAGGGCGGGGUGUAGGCUAGGCUGGUAACCAGGCCUAUUUGGGGUGUUAAAUCUUGUAACUCUGUCUGCAAACUCCUGAAUUUCAUUGAGCUGUUUGCGUUGUGACUAGCAUUUCGCCGAAUCGGUUGUCGUUAGAUUUUUUACUGCUUUAUUACCAGGUAAGAGAAUGGCCUGAGGAAAAAUACGGAACAUUCUUCAGUGGUGACUCAUACAUCAUUCUUCACACGGAGAAAGCAUCUCCAGAUUCAGAUGUUUGUACUACAUGUUUUCAGUUCACUUUUUUAGAGUUAUCAGUCUCUAUGUUUAAGCUCAUAGGUAAGAUAAUUAUUGCGGCCAAAACGGAUACUAAUGAUACAGACGCCAGCCCGUGAUUUAUCUUGGAAGUGAAUGUGGCUAAAUUUGAGUUCAAUAUGAAACUCAAAGGUCCUAUUUUUGUUGUUACCCAUUUCUCGCAUUUAGAAAAGUCGAGUAGUGAUUGACAGAUUGACUGGUUUUGACUGUUUUUGUUUUUUCGCUACUUACACCAAUAAAGUAAUGGUAAGCAGCUACAAAAUUCAAGCACCGUGUAGUAUCACCAGAAACUCUACUGACCCCAAGCCGACCCCCACCCCCCCCCCCCGCACCCCCAAACUCCAACGUGUAGUAUAACACAACGGCCCGCGAUCCACCAGCCCCAAAGACUAUGAAGAGAUAGACCACCAAACAUCCAAUCACCCCAACCCCCCCCCCCCCCCCCACUGUCUAGGCCGAAGUUUAAAGGUUUUUGUAAGAAGCCCUCCGCCCCUGAAAUACCGACAUGAGAUAUUAGACGAAAAGCAAGUGACAAGGAAAUAAAUCCAGUUUAGAGCAAUUUCUACUUCGACUAGAUAUGAUAGGCGAGCGCCAUGUUCGACAACGUAACGAGCCUUUUAGAAAAUCACGGUAAAACCACUUUGCGCUAAGUAUUACGGGUAUAAUGGUUUGGUUUAAUCUUAAUUUUCGGCAUCUGAAACCUUUUCACGUUUCUGUAAGAACGGAAAAUCCGGCAAUGCUUACUGAACACUUUAAGAAAUCAAGCCAUGCCAAUAAUAUUAAAUAGUAAUUAACAUUCAGUAAUUUACAAUGCAUUUAUCUUUAAGGUGAUAUUUUAUGAUGUCCAUUUCUGGAUUGGAAAACAUUCUACACAAGAUGAGUACACAACUGCCGCGUACAAAACUGUCGAACUUGACGCCUACGUAAGGAAAUGCCGGAAUGCAUACGUAGCUUUAAAAUGCGUCUUUGUAUUCCGCUAUAAAUAAAUGGUUCGAAUGAAACGACAAAGAAAAAUCCUGUCUUCUAAUUCAAUUGGAAGCAACUAAAUAGAAAAUUGAUCGCGACUUUUGAAACAAGUGAUUUCCCGCCCUUCCUAUCAGUUUUGCAGGCGGACCGCCACCUGCUUAGCCCAGUUUGAUGUGCGCCGGUCUGCCGAACGGGAGGCCGCUGGUUUAAGCCCCGGCCGGACCGAGACUCAAGGUCUUUGAAUAAAUGAGGAGGAAGUACUGCUUUUGUAAUGACAUCUGCAAAUAGUUAACCUUUCUAGUCUUCUAACCCUUCUAGCCCCGUCUUCUAUCCCUUACACAUAUCACAAAUUCCGUGGGACGCUAAAGAACCCACUCACUGUUCGCAGAGAGUAGAGGAUGUACUAGUCCACAAUGUGGACUUUAUCGAUUUAACAUUCACAUUAGGAGGCAUUCAUAUUACUUCAUUGACAGUAAACUGCAGGAAGCACUGAACACCCAACCGUUUCAGUAAAUUAUCCCAGAAAAGCCCUGAGGCGGGUGGAUGGUAAGAUAUUUACAAUUUACAAUUUAAGAUUUCCACACGUCUAGGGCGCAUUGGUUACACACUCUUCACGCGCUUGGCGAACACUAUUUGUUUUCCCGCCGUGUGGCAUGGGAUACUUAUUUUUUCCGCGCUCCGCGUGGAAAAGUCAUGAUCAUUACCCACGUUUUACGAUACCUGUAUACUGCAUAAAAAAGCAUUGAGGGCAUAUUUAUGGACGGUAAGAGUGAUUGCAAGAGCCAUAAUGGCUCUUGAUGAUAGCGAAUAGCAGUAUGAAUUUUAAUCUGGAGCCUAUUGUUCUAAGUAACGCAUUAGCAUGGUCGGCAUUCUAACUUCCUCCUAAGUGUGCCUCGUGGCUUAACUAUUGUUUUGGUACCUUGAAUGAUGAAAUGAAGACCUUCUCUGUUCAAAAUUCAUGAAAUGUUUCCCUUCCGUCUCUACAGUUGGACGAUAAAGCGGUCCAGCACCGUGAAAUUGAAGCCUUCGAGUCUCAGGCAUUCAAGGAAUACUUUGUUGCUUUGGGAGGAAUCAAAAUAGAAGAAGGCGGGUGAGUUAAAUCAAGAAGAAAUGAACAUUAAACUUGCAUGAGAAUAAAAUCGUUUUUAAUACGCAAAAUUUAUUGUGAGAGGCGUCCCAUGUAAGGUACUCCAAGACAGUUUUUGAAUCUUGAAUUUUUUGUCAGUGGAACUGUAGAACUUGGAUUCCGGAUUCCAAUCGUUAGCGGGAUUCCAGACUGUAGAUGGCUGAAUUCCGGAUUCCAAAGCCCAGGAUUCGACAUCCUACAAGCAAAAAUGUCCUUACAUGGGACAGGUGAGAGAGCGCGCACCACAUCUGGCGAAUUUUUACAACAAAAAGGACCUUGAAGUUUUGUGAAUCCGAGUCCCUCCCAAGAUUAGAUCCAAGGCCAUCGUAGGGUCACCAUCAUUCAAAGCCCUUAAGCUAACAAAACUUUCAAGUGCCAGGGCGCCAAGAAUGUAAAUCAGAUUUCGAACUCUUGCUUCGGUUUUAAUAGCAUUCUGACUCAUUGAACCACUUCAUACAUGUACUACAGACGUGGGAGACGAACGCACACUAACGCGUGAAAAUGUAUUUUCCGCUGGUAUGUUACAAUUCUCUUCUGGCCUUUCUGCCACCUUCUGAUUGAUUCCUCUAGAUCAUAAAUUCGUCCGCGUAGAAUGCGUUCUUUCUCUCUCUCGCAUUCCUCUUUCACUCUCUCACUUGGUUGGAAUGCCUGAGCAUCCAACUAUCAAAUAGCGUUGUUUGUUUUGUAGGUGUUACAUUUAAGAGCAAAAUAAUUUACGUUCGUUUGAGCGAAACGAAUUAGAACGUAAUCCUCUUGUGGUCUGAAUUAAACUCAUGAAAAUAACGACGGAUAAAAACGCUUUUAUCCUUAUUGGAUGGUAUAUCCUAACUAAAACCAACAAACAACAAAAACGACCCAUCAAAUGACCACCAUACCUGGAGUAAGUAAAAUUUCGCAUCCACAUUUUACACCAACAAUCAGAUACAGUUUUGAUACUCUCACCGCAACAAUAUCAUCCUUCUGUUGACAAAGGGGAUAAAAUGGAGUUAGGGAACACAAUUCCGGGUAAAAUAUUUCAACUGACUAGUAUUCCAUACACUGACUAACUAUAAUAAGUGGUAACACUGUGGAAGCUUUGCUCUGACUUGUCAGCCUUAACCUGUUUAGCAGGUGCCGGUUUUUAAGGGCGAGAGAAAGAAAUUACGAGGAAGCGCGCGCACACGAGGGAAGAAAAGGAAAAAAGAAUUGUUCCCUCUUGCGAUAUAUAUAUAUAUAUAAUAAUAGCCAAAAACACUGACAGGCGCCUACCACCAUAGUUAAUAAAGUGGAAUGGUUAUGAAACCGGACAGACUUCUUUGUUAGAUGUUUUUUGGACCUGACUGUGCACAACGUUCAAUAGCCUAUCAUUUUGAGCUUACUGACCAAUAGAAACAUCGCAUUAAUUUAUUCAUUCACAAUUUGUGAACAAAAAACUGAGGAUUGUGCAUGGUCAGGGAGCUUCCAACAUAAUCUACAACACUGUUAAUUUCAUCUUUGAUGUUUGCCGGCUUUCCUAACCAGUCUUCGCUACCAACUAUUCAGCCGCGCAAGCUGCCUCUGUAAAGUUGGGUCUAAGAUAUUAGACAACUGCAGCAAACCUGCCAUGGAUUUGAAUCGUAGCAAUCAGAAAUAUUGUGGAAUUCAGUAGCGUGGAAAUGCUGUUGUAUACUGUGUGUUUCCCUCUCUAAACAGCAGUUCUAAAGUGGGCAACAGUGACACAAUACUGAUAUAUGCCCCCCUUUUGAUGAAUAAAACAACGCUAUCGGGGAAGUUUAGUCAAUAAUUUAACAAUACCUUGACAAACAGUGUUUUUAUAAUUUGGUCAGAAUUGAAUCCGUAUUUCGACACGUAGACUCUACCAAGCAAGAUACUUUGAUAGUUCAUUUCAAAAAGUUGUGGAACGAGGAGUAUGAGAGGUACACUUAUGAAGCCAUGUCGCCCCUGGACACUAGACAUCUCUGUUGUGACGAUGGAUUUUUGGUGAUUUUUUCCGGCGAAGAUCGCAUUAUCCAGGUAACCUUCCACUGAGGGAGUUGAAGGGCCAAAUUUAAAGAAAAAGCAGGAUAAUUUACGUGGCUAGUAUGUUAUGAAGUACAGAGAAAGUCCAAAAUCUAUCAAGCGGCCGCAACAGAGGAAGGGAUAAGUCGCAGCAUUUCAUACAGUUUCUAUUCACCAGGGCCGGGUUGUUCAAAGCAGGGUUAAGAUAACCCAGGGUUAGUACGAAUUUUAAAGUCAGAUAUAAAAGCUUAAAAAGCAAAUUCAGUUUAAUUCUUUUGGUCUGCAAUUAGGUGAUGGGAUGCUCCAAAAAAAAUGGGGAAAUUAUCCGAGAAAAUGCUUUUAAACAAAAGAAAAAGAAUCCCGGUUUAAAAUUUAACCCCGGGUUAGUGCUAAUCGACCCUCGAACAACUGGGCCUAGUAAUUUACAAACCAUUUUUUUCGUCCGGCAACUAUGGUAACUGGCCGCUACAUAAAGGAUGGCCGCUUAAUAGGAGACACCUUAGUAGAGGCUCGAAUGUAGUCCGCCACAAAUGCCAGCGGACGAACUCUUAAAUAUUUCCAUACUCAAUCGACAGUCUACCCAAUAUAAUCAUGCCUAGUUUCGAACCACCUAGAAGGGUCAGCUUUUUCUACUGCAGUAUUACGGCAAAUGCACUAGAAAAAGGCCAUGUGAGUCACGUCGUGUAUACAAAUCUGGUACGUACGAGGAAUACCCCUGUACGGGGGACCUCCGCCUACACUUCAGCUUCAAAAUUUAAAUUUUCACGCAAAACAGCUCGAAAGCCAUUUCCAUUUUCGUCGUUAAUUCAGGUAUGAAAUAUUGAAAGAAGGAUCACUUUCCAGGGAGCUCUUUCAACGCACAUAAUGCACAGUGCCUUAAUAUUUCGCCUUCACAAGCGGUCACAAAGUAACUCUCAGACACGAUACUCAGAAAGAAAAUAAAAAGCGACUGAUAUGGAUAAUUGGGCCCGUAGUCGGAUUUAUGAAGUCAAAGUAAAAUAUGUUCUCACUAAAACGUGCGACUUUAAUUGUCCCUGUUACACCGUAUUGUUAAGAUAACUAAAACAAUAUUUCUUUGUUGUUUUGAAGCUCCGAGGAAAAAACACUCCGAUCAGUACCAAUGUCCCGUUCAAUAAUUGGAUGAGCAAGAAAAAGGUACAUCUUUAAGAAAAGUUUAUCUCCUUCUUCUUGUUUUCAAUAAAUUAAAAACUGGUCAUCAUCUCCGUCUUUGAUACAGGCAGAAUACCCCAAAGCUAGACUUGAGGUGUUUGGUAAGUCAUAAUUUAUGCUUUAGUUAGUCUUAAAUUCAUUCAAACAUUUCACUAUGACGUUGAGAGAUACAGACCGCACAAGGAAACAGUUUAAGCAAAGAAUACUACUAAUAGAUAGGGAGGAGAAGAAGAAGAAGAAGAAGAAGACCUUUAUAAAGGUUAUCAAGACUUAAUCAAUUUACCGUUUUGAGUAUUCAAAUUCCUUUCUUUUAGACAGCUUGGAGGAGCUUGAGAACGAUCAAAUCUAUGAGGUACCUCAAAUCAUCUCAUUUUGUAAUGUGGUUAUUUCAAUUACCUGUCUGUGCCAGGAGCUUAAUACCUAUGUUAAAAGAUUUAAAUUUUAACGAAAAUAGGGUACGUGUUCAAAACAGAAGCCAAUAAAAUAUUAGAACGGUGUAACUUUAAAUAAGGGGAUGGCAAGAAAUAAAUGGCACGCCUUUAUAGUAAAAAAUCCACUUAAUACAUCAAUACAGUAUUAGAGAUUCCUGCGCUUUUCUUCCAUAUAUCGGUCAGUUGUGUUUUUACAGGCAAACUGGAAGGCAAUACCGUUCCACGGGCCAAUACAGUACACAAUGUACUGAUAUCAUUCUUUAUUUAUAUAUGUUUCGCGCCCUUUUUACUUACCCCAAGAAACCUUGUUUUAACAGCUGGUUUUAUUGCCCAAACUGAAACAGGAAGAAGAAAAAUUGGUAAGACACGGUUUGAUCUACGACAGAUCAGAUCUACUACACAUCUACUACUUGACCUACAAGGCCUGGGAUCAAUUUAAUAAAACUUUUACACGUGUAAUUUACAAUUGAAGCCUUGUUUUACAGUCUGAAAACAAAAGCUACACUUGUAAAUUACACCUGUACAAGUUUCAGUAAAUUGGCCCCAGUACUAUUUUUUUCACACCCACUUGACAUGUGAUCCAGUCAUCACUUUAUCACUCAAUAAACCUGACGCAUGGCUACCAUCUAAUAACCUUUACUGUGAGAUUAGGGAUGGUGCAUCUAAUGGGAAUACGAUUGAACGACUUCAAAGCAAGACCUCAUGAGUAGAAAGGAUGGCGUAGUGGUAAGGGCAUCCGCCUCCCACCAGUGUGGCCAGGGUUCAAAUCCCUGCGUCGACGCCACACGUAUUUUGUUGUUAAUUCUGUCCAAUGCUCCCAUGAGGUUUUUCUAUGGGUACGCCAGUUUUCUGCUCUCCUCAAAAAACCAACACUGCCAAAUUCCAAUUCGAUCUGGAAAGCACGGACACGUUUAAGCGAGUUCCUAAGAGCUCCUAAGUGCUUCGUGGGUAAACAAAUUACAAUUUACAAUUUUUUUGCGCGCAAACAAGUUUUAGUAAAGACAGGCCUUAACUUGGGGCUCUACCAGGCGUGUGGCUUUAGCUUGUAGCAUCGCAAUACUUAUAAGACGAGUGAGCAUUCAGUAUUUUAUCUGUGUAGUGGCCCUCUUUGAUUUCAAUGAAGCAGAGGAAAACUAAACGCGAUUUGCUUAGGCUCCUCCACCACAACCCAUGGGAAUUAUUGUGUUCGAGGGUCCCCAAUAAUGUUUUAAGCACCCGUCAUCCCGACCUAAAUUUUCGCUCAAUCCUUUGAUCCCGAUGGUUAAUUUCAGCAUUCCACAUCCUGGCGUCCCGCGAAUAUUACCAAUCCCGAAUUUCGCCUCCAGUUUGUUUUAGAAUCCCGAAUCCCAGUCUCUAAAUAAGGCGGAUCCCGAAAAACCUAUUGGGACCCUCGUGUUCGGGCCACAAAACUCGCCUGCAGUACAGUCCAGAGUAUCUUAGGUAUCUUGAUAACGGGGGAAUUAACAAACUAGAACCAUCACAGUUCAUUCGUAAACGGUAUGUUACUAUCUUUUCGAAACAUUUACAUUAUCAUUUUAUACGGUUAUUAUCAUUCUCAAAAGCGAUCAUAAAUAUUUACAAGGUAGAGUCAUGCAGAUUUAAAGAACAAGUGAGAAAACCACCUUUUCACGCAUAAGUAAAUCCUAUACACGUUAAGUUAAAGACUUGGGCCCGGUUACUCGAAAGAUGGUUAAGUUUAACCCGGGAUUAUGGCAAAUUAGAAGCACGGUUUUUUGCCUUAGAACAUGCAACUCAAGGUUACAAAAUACAGUGUUGAGCCUUUACUACGAGGUACAAAAAAAUGUUACCCUAAGCAAUGCAUAGGAAUGUCAAAUACAAAAACGGAACAACAUUUUAAUCCUGGAUUAGCACUAAUCGGCUUUUCAGGAACCAGGCCUUGGACGUUGAAUUUAAAUAGCGGAGAAUACUAUAAGGGUGAUAAUACAUCAAACCAUGGCCAGCACAAAACUAGUAACUUGGCGGUUUUUGCGCACUUGGAAACGUUAGACAAACUAAUGUAACAUAAUUUUCUCUUAAAAGAAAAGCAAAGAAGAGUUCCAAAGAAGGUUAAUCAGGUACGUUUUUGGCAGAAACAGAACGGGAACGUCAGUUGACGACGGCGCGCGCAAAUUAAAGAACUGGCUUUACCAAUGGCACAGCAACAAAUUGGGCACCGGAAGUCGUGUUUAGUCUUUUCCGCGCGCUUUCCCGUCGUCAAAUGACGUUCCCGUUAUUUUUACUAGCUCAGCCUAAUGAAACCAAUGCCACCAUGCAAAGGGGCAGAACCAAGUGUCCACAUCACAGAGCUGUCCGUAUUAUAGAGAGGUAGGCAUAUUAUAGAGGUGUAUGUUAUUGAAGUAGGUUAUUGAAGUAGUAGUAGUAGUAGUAGUAGUAGUAGUAGUAGUAGUAGUAGUAGUAGUAGUAGUAGUAGUAGUAGUAGUAGUAGUAGUAGUAGUAGAGACUGAAGAAGUUCGGCGUCCUUGGACCCACAGCACUCUCCGUAAAGGAGAAGUGUCCGUAAUAGGGAGGUUUCCAGUAAGAAACGUCUGAGUACCCUCUGAGCUGUAUAUUUAUAAUGUUUGCUUGGUAGGUCACAGUUCUUAGGCCCUCUUAAACUCGCUUAUUUCACAUUUGGCUCUGGGUAAAUUCCUGUGGUGUGGAGAGGUAAGCAGUUUGUUAAAAUAAGCCUUUUCAAGUAUUUCACAGACUUAAUCAUAUUACUUCAUACGGCUCGUAUACAGAGUCAUCACGGACAAGAACAAACUUGAAUUCAAAGUCGUAGCUACCAAUGAUGACAUCAAAGAAUCCUUACUGGACCACAGUGAUGGUAAGCUGCAUUUAUGUUCGAUUUUAUAAAUUAGUUUAUAAGUGAACGAUUUAUUUGAGUACGAUAGUCAGUGCCAAGAGUAGUUGUUUUAACGGACUCACUGCUGAUGCCCCAUUCGGAAGAGAGAGGCUUUGGGAAGAUCGACUCUGGUUGGGUAAGCUUACUUUACUAUUUCAGUCGACUCUAUGAAAAUAUUCUAAUUUAGUUGCGAUUGUCAUGUUUUAUUCCAGUGUUCCUACUGGAGACAGAAGAGGGCCUGGUUGUGUGGGUCGGCAAAGAUGCAAGCGCCACAGAAAAGACUAAUGCUCUUUACUAUGCACAGGUUAGUUGCGCGGUAUAUACGCUUUAAAAUCCAACUAGUGGUCUAUUAUCAAUGCUGCGUUCUGAUUGGUUGAGCUACUACUAGGCUAUAUGUUAUAGCCCCCUAGUGGCGAAAAGCGCGGGCUUUUUGGCGGCAAAAAAGUUUUAAAGCCUAGCUUUAACUAGCUAAAUUUUUUUUUCUCGCCCUCAUGGCCUCUGAGUCAAUAGCCCAUUCGGCCUUCGGUCUCAUGGACUAUUGACUCACAGCCCAUUCGGGCUCGAGGAAUAAUUGUUAAAUAUAUACGUUAUACGCUUCCCUGCGAUCCGUAGAGCCAUUUGGUUAAAAGAACUGAGGAGGUAAAUAAGCGUGACCUCUAAGAAAGUCAAAAGCAGUUUCUUUUGCGUCUUGAUCGCUUGAAUGGCAAAAUUCAGUUUUAGAGGAAAAACUGUUAAGCAGGAAAAUACUAGACACAGAAAUGUUCUUCUUAGAAAAGAUUUCCGAAAUAAAAAAUUCAAAGACCUUCUUCAUCUGCAUGCCAUAUCCAAGUAUGUCAAGACACAGUCAAGUAAGUUUACGUUAAGAGGAGGACGCUUGCUUUGAAAAGCUAAGCGAGAAGUACAUGUACAUGGAAAUAGAACCCUGAAUGCUGGUUUUUUUCGAAGGCUGGGAACAGGCCGAUUGUUUUAAGCAUAAGAGUUUCAAAUGGAAUCCUGUUCUUUUAAUUCUACACUUAAGAUGUACUUAAAGGAAGACGGCCAGAAUCAGAUCUGCAGCGUCAGUUGUGUACGCGAGAAAGUUGGAAAAUGUCCAAGGGUGUGGGAGAAAACUGUCAAGAAAUGCGACAAAGGUAAGCUUUACAAAGAAGUAAAUUCUUUCUACUUUGUCUUAAGAGGUACAAUAGCAAUGGCAAAUACCUUAUUAUAAGAAAUUAACGCUCUAUAAAAUUAACGCGAAUUUUUAUGAUUCGCGUUAAUUUUAUGGAGCGUUAAUUUUGUUGAGCGUUAAUUUCCGCGACGUUAAUUAAGUGCAGCGUUAAUUUCCGCGCUCUUAAUUCCCAGUAUUUUAACCCCAAUUUUGGAACCUGCCCAGACAUUCUUGACACCUAAAAAACAUUAAGUACAAGCUUUCUUUCUUUCCAUUUACCCUUUAUUUUUCAUCUUUCAUAAAAGCUAGGGCGAAGGUCUACAAUAUUUCGAGUUCAUCUUCAUCUUUGUCGCUGUCAGAAGUAAUGUCAAUAUCUUCUCCUUUUAUUUCGGCCACCAACUGUGUCUUUAUCGCGUUAAUUUCCUUUAUUAUGAAAUUCUACCUCCUUUUUCGCGUUAAUUUUCUCUAUUCGAAAGUCGUUUUCCAUUAAAUUUGCGUUAAUUUAAGUCGCGUUAAUUUCCAAUACCUUAAUUUCAUGGACGUUAAUUUCCUAUAAUAAGGUACGUUGGUGAUGGUGAUGGUGCUCGUGAUUUUAGUGGUAAUGGACUAUGAGGGUGAUGUUGAUCGUGAUGAUGAUGGCAAUCCAUGGUGGUUGGUGAAGGUAAAGAUGACGACGGUGGUGUUGGUGAUUGGUGGAGAUGAUGAUGAUGAUAAUGAUGCUGCUGAUGAUGGGCGUGGUCAGUGGUGA
Porites evermanni is the source of this 11631-nucleotide messenger RNA. The record is from the annotation of a GenBank genome assembly. NCBI's taxonomy places the organism in Eukaryota, Metazoa, Cnidaria, Anthozoa, Scleractinia, Poritidae.